Molecule: messenger RNA, 525 nt
Organism: Saccharomyces eubayanus
Lineage: Eukaryota; Fungi; Ascomycota; Saccharomycetes; Saccharomycetales; Saccharomycetaceae
Gene: FHN1
Product: Fhn1p
Exons: 1
Coding region: 1-525 (174 amino acids)
Biological process (GO): protein localization to plasma membrane; eisosome assembly
Cellular component (GO): plasma membrane; eisosome
Source: RefSeq, a predicted model, not a curated record
AUGCUAUCCGUUGCAGACAACUUAGUGCGCAUCAUUAACGCUGUUUUCCUGAUCAUAUCAAUAGGUCUGAUCAGUGGCUUGAUAAGCACGCAGACCAAGCACAGUUCCAGAGUGAACUUUUGCAUGUUUGCCGCGGCUUACGGUCUACUUACUGAUUCAUUUUACGGUUUCUUCGCUAAUUUUUGGUCAUCUUUAACAUAUCCGGCAAUCAUGUUCGUCCUGGAUUUUUUAAAUUUUCUAUUUACAUUUAUAGCAGGUACUGCUUUGGCCGUAGGCAUUAGAUGUCAUUCGUGCAGUAAUAAAACUUACCUGGAUAAGAAUAAGAUCACACAGGGCUCAGGUUCAAGGUGCCAUCAAGCAAAAGCUGCUGUGGCAUUUUUCUACUUUUCCUGUCUUUUGUUUCUGAUCAAAGUGGUGGUAUCUAUGGCCGCUAUGAUUCAAAACGGUGGAUUUGGCUUUGGUAGCAGCUUCGGCAGAAGAAGAGCAAGAAGACAAAUGGGAGUUCCCACAAUUUCUCAGGUCUAG